This is a messenger RNA of Dreissena polymorpha, 2631 nucleotides long. RefSeq names its product probable serine/threonine-protein kinase kinX. The transcript has 12 exons. NCBI's taxonomy places the organism in Eukaryota, Metazoa, Mollusca, Bivalvia, Myida, Dreissenidae. The coding region runs from base 1 to 2631 and encodes 876 amino acids. The record is from RefSeq and is a predicted model, not a curated record.
AUGUAUGGGCAGGUGGAGGAACCUCUGAGCCUGCAGGAGAAGCUAUAUGGACAGGUGGAGGAACCUGUUAGCCUGCAGGCGAAGGUGUACGGAGAGGCGGAGGAACUUGAAAGCCUGCAGGAGAAGGUCAACGUAGAGGUGAAUGAACUUGUGAGCCUGCAGGAGAAGCUGUAUGGACAGGUAGAGGAACCUGUAAGCCUGCAGGAGAAGAUGUAUGGACAGGUGGAAGAACCUGAACCUGCGAGCCUGCAGGAAAAGCUAUAUGGGCAGGUGGAGGAACCUGUUAACCUGCAGGCGAAGGUGUACGGAGAGACGGAGGAACUUGAGAGCCUGCAGGAGGUGUACGGAGAGGUGGAUGAACAUGUGAGCCUGCAGGAGAAGCUGUACGGACAGGUGGAGAAACCAGUGAGCCUGCAGAAGAAGCUGUAUAGACAGGUGGAGGAACCUGUGAGCCUACAGGAGAAGCUGUAUGUACAGGUAGAGGAAACUGUUAGCCUACAGGAGAAUCAGUUUGCACAGGUGGAAGAACUUGUUCGCCUGCAGGAGAAGCUAUAUGGACAGGUGGAAGAACCUGUGGAGGAACCUGUGAGCCUGCAGGAGAAGCUGUAUGGAAAGGUGGAGGAACAUGUUAGCCUGCAGAAGAAGCUAUUUGGACAGGUGGAGGAACAUGUUAGGCUGCAGGAGAAGCUGUAUAGACAGGAAGAGAAACAUAUGAGCCUAAAGAAGAAACAAUAUGGACAGUUUGAGGAACCUGUUUGCCUGCAGGAGAAGCUGUAUAGACUGGUAGAGGAACCUGUGAGUCUGCAUGUGAAGCUGAAUAGACAGGUGGAAGAACCUAUUAGCCUGCAGGAUAAGCUCCUGCAGGAGAAGUUGUAUAGUCAGGUGGAGGAACAUGUGAGCCUGCAGAAGAAGCUGUAUGGACAGGUGGAGGAACCUGUUAGCCUGCAUGAGAAGCUGUAUAGACAGGUUGAGGAACCUAUUAGCCUGCAGGAGAAGCUGUAUAGACAGGUGGCUGAACCUGUUAGCCUGCAGGAGAAGCUGUCUGUACAGGCGGAGGAACCUGUGAUCCCACAGGAACAGCUGUAUCGACAGGUGGACGAACCUGUUAGCCUGCAGGAGAAGCUGUAUGUACAGGUGGAGGAACAUUUAAGUCUACAGGACAAGAUGUAUGGACAGAUGGAGGAACCUGUGGAGGAACCUGUUAGCCUGCAGGCGAAGGUGUACGGAGAGGCGGAGGAACUUGAUAGCCGGCAGGACAAGCUGUACGUAAAAGUGAAUGAACAUGUGAGCCUGCAGGAGAAGCUGUAUGGACAGGUAGAGGAACCUGUAAGCCUGCAGGAGAAGAUGUAUGGACAGGUGGAAGAACCUGUAAGCCCGCAGGAGAUGUAUGGACAGGUGGAGGAACCUGUGAGCAUACAGGAGGAGCUAUAUGGACAGGUGGAGGAACCGGUUAGCCUGCAGGCGAAGGAGGAGGUUUACGUAGAGGUGAAUGAACAUGUGAGCAUGCAGGAGAAGCUGUAUGGACAGGUAGAGGAACCUGUAAGCCUGCAGGAAAAGAUGUAUGGACAGGUGGAAGAACCUGUAGAGGAACCUGUGAGCCUACAGAAGAAGCUGUAUGUACAGGUGGAGGAACCUGUUAGCCUACAGGAGAAUCAGUUUGCACAGGUGGAAGAACCUGUUAGCCUGCAGGAGAAGCUAUUUGCACAGGUGGAAGAACCUGUGAGACUACAGGGGCAGCUGUACGGAUAUGUGGAGAAACCUGUUAGCCUGCAGGAGAAGCUCCUGCAGGAGAAGCUGUUUGCACAGGUGGAGGAACCAGUGAGCCUGCAGGAGAAGCUGUAUGGACAGGUGGAGAAACCUAUUAGCCUGCAGGAGAAGCUGUAUAGACAGGUGGAUGAACCUGUUAGCAUACAGGAGAAGCUGUUUGUACAGGUGGAGGAACCUGUGAUCCCACAGGAACAGCUGUAUCGACAGGUGGAUGAAUCUGUUAGCCUGCAGGAGAAGCUGUAUGGACAGGUGGAGGAACAUGUAAGCCUGCAGGAGAAGCUUAUAGACAGACAGGAGGAGGAACCUGUUAGCCUGCAGGAGCUGUAUGGACAGGUGGAGAAACCUGAGAAGCUGUAUAGACAGGUGGAGGAACCUGUUAGCCUGCAGGAGAAGCUGUAUAAACAGGUGGAGGAACCUGUGAGCCUUCAGAAGAAGCUGUAUAGACAGGUGAAGGAACCUGUGAGCCUGCAGGAGAAGCUGUAUAAACAGGUGGAGGAACCUGUGAGCCUUCAGAAGAAGCUGUAUGGACAGGUGGAGGAACCUGCUAGCACGCAGGAGAAGCUUUAUGGACAGGUGGAGGAAUCUGUGAGCUUGCAGGAGAAGCUGUAUAAACAGGUGGAGGAAACUGUGAGCCUUCAGAAGAAGCUGUAUAGACAGGUGGGGGAACAUGUAAGCCUGCAGGAGAAGCUGUAUAGACAGGUGGAGGAACCUAUAAGCCUGCAGGAGAAGCUGUAUAGACAGGUGGAGGAACGAGUGAGCCUGCAGGAGAAGUUGUAUAGACAGGUGGAGGAAGCUGUUAGCCUGCAGGAAAAGCUGUAUAGACAGGUGGAGGAACCUAUAAGCCUGCAGCAGAAGCUGUAUUGA